CAAUGUAACAUCACAGACGAGGUAAAUAAAUAAUUAGAAAUUGCUAUAUUACAUAGUAUAAUUACUUUUUUUGUAUAUGUACUUGUGUACAUUUUAUCAAGAAUUAUUAAUUUGUAAAUUAUGAUGAAGUCGCAAGAAUCGUGUGAUUUUGAAUUGGCACGUAAAUUAUAUCAACAAGAUCAGUGCUUCGGAUUGACGGAAAAUGCAAUUUUACCAAAAAAAAAUGAUGAAGAAAAUUAUAAGCCAAGAACAUUAAUUGAUCAAACAUUAGAACUAAUUGAUCCAACUCCCAAUAUUUAUACAUUGUUUGUGCAAUUUAAUGAACGUUUCUUUUGGAACGUUUUAUUACCUGUAGAAGUUAAAUGGAGUCGUAGAAUGACAAGUUGUGCUGGCGUAUGUUCUUUUCAUCCUCGAAAUCGACAAUGUAUAAUUUCACUUAGUGAACCUUUGUUAAAACUUAGACCAAGAAAGGAUCUUGUGGAAACUUUGUUGCAUGAAAUGAUUCAUGGAUAUUUGUUUAUCACAAACAAUAAUCGUGAUAGAGAUGGGCAUGGUCCAGAGUUUUGUAAACAUAUGGACCGAAUAAAUAAAACAGCUGGAACAAAAAUUACUAUAUACCACAGCUUUCAUGAUGAAGUUAAAUUGUAUAAACAACAUUGGUGGAGGUGUAAUGGUCCUUGUCAAAAAAGGGCUCCAUAUUUCGGAACAGUACGUAGGGCUAUGAAUCGUGCACCAGGUCCAAAUGAUUUUUGGUGGAAAGAACAUCAGCAAAAUUGUGGUGGUCAAUUUAUUAAAAUUAAGGAACCUGAGAAUUUCAAAGUAAAAAAUUCGAAAAAUAAAGAGAAAACAAAGCCUGCUCCAAAAAGUAAAAAUUCAACAAAUAAUAUGUUGAACUGGUUUACAAAAUCCAAUUCUUCUACUGCUACAUCAUCACCUACAUCCACUCUUAAAAAUAUCAAAUCAUUCUCAAAUACUUCGAAUUCAUUGAACGGAUUUAAAAAACUUGGAAAUAAUACGAAUAAUGUUUAUGGUUGGGGAAUAGGUGGUCCAAGCACCUUAAAUAAUUCACAGAAAUCUAGCAAUUCAAUUUCAGAUAAACCUAAAUUUUCUUCUUCUGAGAUUCUUGGUGGUUCUAAUACGGGACGAAGUAAUCUAUUAAGUAAAUUUGAUACUAGUAAAUGGCAUCCUAAAUCAAACAUAGAUAUUAAAGAAUCAAAAAAAGCAAUAGAUACAUUCAUUACUGCAAAGACCAAAGAACCGACUAUUAAUAAUAAUAAUCAGCCGUCAAAUACGGUAAAACUUGCAGAAUGUCCAAUAUGCAGUAAUCUUGUGCCAAACGAUGAUAUAAAUAAACAUAUAGAUUCUUGCUUGAAGAUAACUGAUGAUGUCAAUUCUGCUAAAUCGCAAAUAAAAAUAGAUAAUACUUCAACCAUGCUGAAAAGAAAAAUCGAUACGAUUACAUUUCCAAACAAGCAACAAAAAUUAGAAAACUCAGAAAAUUUAAGAAUAACAAAUUGUCCUGUAUGUGAUGAAAGUUUCGAGCUUAAGGAUAUAAAUGCACAUCUUGAUAAAUGUCUGUUAGACUCGAGUAAACAAAAUGAUUCGACUAUUAAAUUAGAUGACAGAAAUGAUGCAAAUGAAACUAAAGAUGAUAGUAUAAUUUCCAUAAGUAGUUCCAGUGGUAAUUCAUCCUCCACUUCAAUUACCGAGGACUUAAAAGAUCUUUGUCCUAAUUUAGUGUCAGAGGAAAAUAAUGCAAGUCAUACAUCACAAAAAUGUUUAGUCUGUAAUAUAUCUAUUCCUCCUGAGAUGUCGUUAAAUGAUCACUUAGAAGACUGUAUUGGAAAUCUUUUUAAUGAUGAGUCAGUAUUAUCAACAAAUUGUAAUGACGCAAAAAUAGUAUCAAUUGACCAGCAUAAUAAAUAUCCUUGCCCUGUUUGUAUGCAAUUAAUAUCAGAAUCUUUCAUGAAUCAACAUUUAGAUGUAUGUCUUAAAGACACAUGA
Molecule: messenger RNA, 2004 nt
Organism: Colletes gigas
Lineage: Eukaryota; Metazoa; Arthropoda; Insecta; Hymenoptera; Colletidae
Gene: mh
Product: DNA-dependent metalloprotease dvc-1
Exons: 7
Coding region: 121-2004 (627 amino acids)
Biological process (GO): DNA repair
Cellular component (GO): nucleus
Molecular function (GO): polyubiquitin modification-dependent protein binding; metalloendopeptidase activity; single-stranded DNA binding
Source: RefSeq, a predicted model, not a curated record